This is a messenger RNA of Pogona vitticeps (central bearded dragon), 829 nucleotides long. The record is from RefSeq and is a predicted model, not a curated record. NCBI's taxonomy places the organism in Eukaryota, Metazoa, Chordata, Lepidosauria, Squamata, Agamidae.
CAUUCUGCAGUGCUGGUUCACACAAAUGGUGUCAUCCUCCUACAGAUUAUACUUCUCGACGAGGCCACCGCCUCCAUCGAUUCUGAAACGGACGUACAGAUUCAGCGGACCAUCCAAGAAGCUUUUAAGGACUGUACGGUCCUGACUAUUGCUCAUCGGAUAAAUACCAUCCACAACUGCGACCGUGUCUUGGUGAUGGAGAAGGGAAAGGUAGCUGAGUUUGGCAAACCGGAUGAACUAGUUCGGAAUCCCAAGUCUGCUUUCGCUUCGCUCUUGGCCGCCACCAGCAAAGCCUCGUCGUUGUAGCACAAAGAAAUGUUUACGGGUGUCUCCCUGUGGACUCUGGAAGAGGAAAGUUCUUCUCGCGCAAGACGAGGAGGGAGCAAAACCCUUGUUAAUAGGGAAAUCAUCUGGUCCUAUCAACAAGAGAUGUGCCACCAGCUUUAACAAAGGUCACAUCAACGGGGAGGCUCAGAAGCGUGGGAGAACACUGAUGUUGACAAUUAAAACAGAGAACUAAAUGAAGGAAGCAGGAAGGACGGUUCCAAUAUAUGUGAGUGGGGACUGCUGGUUUCAAAUCUUGCUCCAAAUUAGAAAAAUGAAGACUGCCACUACUUGUGUAAGGGACUCUUGUUAACACGAUGCACACUUGACAGAGCACAGCCACUUCUUCCGGGGACCGUUUUACACUCAAGGUGAGGCCCUUGUUACCUCCUCCAACAGAGACCACAGGCGCAUGAUGUGAGCCCAGCGUUCUGACGCCUGGAUGAUUCUCAAUUGACCAAACAGAAAUGAGUGAGAGCCAAUGAAGCCAGUUGGCUGUUGACUC